CGAGGACGGCGAGGGGAAGAAAGAAGUUUAUAUGUGGGUGUGGAGGGGUUUUUAAAGAAGCCUCCGACUUUUCACUUCCCCAGCGUGGAGAAACACGUUGCAGCUAGUGUGAUCUAUUUAACCCAUAAAUCUGAUGAUGCCUUCUCCUGCUUAAAAACCUUCGUUGGCUCUCAUCACCUGUAGAAAUUGUGAGCAUCUCCAGGACAGGAACAGUGUCUGAGUCACCUCCAUGUCCCCAUUGCCCAGCCCAGAGCAAUAAACACUUGAUGUAAAUCAAGUAAAUCAGUAAAUACUUGAUGAAUGUGUGAAUAAAGACCAUCCAGGAGCCUUGAGGAACAGUCCCUCUCCCAGGAGUCCCUUGAAGAACAUACCAUAGAUGCAGGAAGACAUUGAAUGAAGAUAGCCCAGCUGAAGUGAGACAUCCAGGCUAGACCAUGGCGGUGGCCCUGGAAUCCCAGGCCCAGGCCUCUCCCACACCAGAGCCUGAAGACCUCCUGGUUGUGAAACUGGAGGAGGACUUGUGGGGAUCAGAAUCUAAACCCCAGGAGAAGGACCAUGACCCUGUUCCUGGCCCUGAGGCCUCCCGCCAGCGCUUCAGGCAGUUCCAAUACAGGGAUGCAGCUGGACCUCACGAGGCCUUUAGCCAGCUCUGGGCUCUGUGCUGUCAUUGGCUGAGGCCAGAGAUCCGCCUCAAAGAGCAGAUCCUGGAGCUGCUGGUGUUGGAGCAGUUCCUGACUAUCUUACCCAGGGAGAUCCAGGCUUGGGUGCAGGCGCGCCACCCUGAGAGCGGUGAGGAGGCAGUGGCCCUGGUGGAGGACUGGCACCGAGAGGCCCGGGGUGCAGGACAGCGGGAACUGGAAUUGUGUGCAGAAGAGACCAGGUCCUUAAAAGCAGUGCAAGAAUCUCAGAGUUUCCAGCUGCAGCCAAUGGAUCACUGGCCUGAGGGACAGUCCCAGAAGCAGUGGGUGAAGAAUACAUGCCCUGACCUUUCCAAUUACCUAAAUGCCAAGAUGGUACCACAGCCCUUGAAAGAGAGUGCUGUUCUUACUCCUCGAGUCCCUACUCUCCCAAAGAUGGGGAGCGUUGGAGAUUGGGAGGUAACAGUUGAGACCCAGGAAGCCUUGGGCCCUGGCAAACAUGCUGAGAAGGAGUUCUGCAAGGACCCCCCAGGAGACAACUGUGGGAACAGCGUGUGUCUGGGAGUUCCAAUUGAAAAACCAACUAUUACCUCCCAGCGAGAGCAAGGACCAGAAUUCUGGGAUCUAAACCUUAUAAAUUCUGAGAAAAGGAACACUGCAGAUUAUAGCCUGGAUAAUGAGCAAACAAAACCAGCUCAGGCAUUGACCUGGAGGGAUUCAAGGGCCUGGGAAGAACAGUACCAAUGGGAUGUGGAGGACAUGAAGGUGUCAGGUGUUCACUGGGGCUAUGAGGAGACUAAGACUUUCCUGGCAAUUUUGAGUGAGUCUCCUUUCUCUGAAAAACUCCGGACUUGUCACCAGAACCGCCAGGUAUACCGAGCCAUUGCAGAGCGGCUAAGGGCACGGGGCUUCCUGCGGACACUGGAGCAGUGUCGGUAUAGGGUCAAAAACCUCCUACGUAAUUACCGGAAAGCCAAGAGUAGCCACCCACCAGGGACCUGCCCCUUCUACGAGGAGCUGGAGGCCCUGGUGAGGGCUCGGACUGCCAUGAGAGCCACAGAUGGCUCAGGAGGUGCUGUGGCUCUCCCCAGGCUGGGGGAUAGUGAUGCAGAAAUGGAUGAACAGGAAGAAAGUGGCUGGGAGCAUGAGGAAACAGCAGAAGACUGUAACAGUGCUGGUCUGGCCCCUGAUGAGUCCGCCCAGGGGCCUAGGAUUGCAGGGGGGCCAGCUCUACUCCACAGUCGUAUUGCAGGUGUGCACUGGGGCUACGAGGAGACCAAGGCCUUCCUGGCAAUUCUCAGUGAGUCUCCAUUCUCUGAAAAGCUUCGCACCUGUCACCAGAACAGUCAGGUGUACCGGGCCAUUGCAGAGCGGCUGUGUGCACUGGGCUUCCUACGGACCCUGGAGCAGUGUCGGUACAGAUUCAAGAAUCUCCUUCGAAGCUACCGGAAAGCCAAGAGCAGCCACCCACCAGGGACGUGCCCCUUCUAUGAGGAGCUGGACUCGCUGAUGAGGGCUCGGACUGCAGUCAGGGCCCUGGGGACUGUCAGGGAGACCACAGGUCUUCUUAGGUCUGGGCAGAGCAGUACUGAGGCUGAUGACCAGGAGGCCUGGGGUGAGAUGGCAGAUGAAGAUGCCAUCAGACCUCCAACCCCACAUCCUAAAUCCCCAGACAUGGGUUUUGAGAUGAGGAAUGAAGAUGAAGAUCAGAUGUCAGAGCAGGACAUUUUCGAAGAUUUGCCUGGAACCUUAUCAAAGUGUACUACAGAGGCUGUUUGCCAACCUCAUGAUUGGGGGGAAGACAGUGAAAAUGAAAACGAAAGUGAAGGACAGUGGGGAAAUCUGCCACAGGAACAAUGGGAAGAAUGUUCUUCUGAAGAGGACUUAGAAAAACUUAUUGACCAUCAAGGCCUGUAUCUUGCAGAGAAACCCUACAAGUGUGACUCAUGCAUGAAAAGCUUCAGUCGGAGCUCCCACUUCAUUGCCCACCAGCGGAUCCACACAGGUGAGAAGCCCUACAAAUGCCUUGAAUGUGGAAAAAGCUUUAGUGACCGCUCCAACCUCAAUACCCAUCAGAGAAUCCACACUGGAGAGAAGCCCUACCAAUGCCUUGAAUGUGGGAAAAGCUUUAGUGACCAUUCCAAUCUUGUUACCCACCAGAGAAUCCACACAGGGGAAAAGCCCUAUAAAUGUGGGGAAUGUUGGAAAAGCUUCAACCAGAGCUCAAACCUUCUGAAACAUCAGAGAAUCCACUUGGGAGGAAAUCCUGACCAAUACAGUGAGCUUGCAGAAAAUUUUGGUCAAAACCCAUCUUUUAGUGCUCAUUGGAGGAAUUCUACAGAGGAGACAUCUACUGAACAACCUCAAAGUAUCAAUAAGAACUUGAAUUCUCCUGGAUUGCAUGGUGCCAAUUCAGGGGAGAAACUUUAUCAGUGUUCUGAAUGUGGAAGAAGCUUCUCUAAGAGCUCUGCCCUCAUUAGUCACCAAAGAAUCCAUACUGGAGAGAGGCCAUAUGAAUGUGCUGAAUGUGGGAAAAGCUUCAGUAAGAGCUCCACCCUGGCCAACCACCAGCGAACCCACACUGGGGAGAAGCCAUAUAAGUGUGCAGACUGUGGGAAGUGCUUCAGUGAGCGCUCCAAGCUCAUCACACACCAGAGAGUGCACACAGGAGAGAAGCCCUACAAAUGCCUCGAGUGUGGAAAAUUCUUCCGUGACCGUUCUAACCUCAUUACUCACCAGAGGAUUCAUACAGGAGAAAAGCCGUAUAAGUGCAGAGAGUGUGGGAAAUGCUUUAACCAGAGCUCCAGUCUUAUUAUUCACCAGAGAAUCCACACUGGGGAGAAACCCUACAAGUGUGCAGAGUGUGGCAAAGACUUCAACAACAGCUCCCACUUCAGUGCCCACCGGAGAACCCACACAGGAGGGAAAGCAUCAUAGGAGACACCUCCCCCCACAACAAAGGAGAGGUGUAUAUUUCCAUUUUCCAAGAUCAUAAGACAUAUGCUGGAAAGAAACCUUCCAAUUUUUAAGCUUGGUGUAUACCCAGGGAAGUUAUUGUGGUAUAAUCCAUAUGACUUGGAAAUGAAUUACAAAUAUUAAGGAUCCAGAUUUGAAGGCACUUUUCUCUCAAGUGUAGUUUUUCUCCUGAAAAAACCCACACGCAAUCCUCAGGCUGUCCUUGUAUUUACUAUCAUGUGGGAACUUUAUCAGUAUUUGAGCCAAAUUGGUAAUUUAGGGGAUUAGAUUUAAAUCAGUAGCCCUGAGCAGUGAUUCUAAACUCUUGCUGUGCCUUCACACCAUCUGCAUGUAUACACACCCCAUCAGAAGUGGUUCCCAUACAGUUUCAUAUCCUCAUGGGAGAACUUUGAGACUUGGUGGUGAGAGAGGAGCUGGCCUGGAGCAUAUCACUGCAAGCUCAGCAAAGAGUAGGAACA
Cynocephalus volans (Philippine flying lemur) is the source of this 4072-nucleotide messenger RNA. RefSeq names its product zinc finger and SCAN domain containing 20 (gene ZSCAN20). Gene Ontology annotation, biological process: regulation of transcription by RNA polymerase II. The transcript has 10 exons. The record is from RefSeq and is a predicted model, not a curated record. The coding region runs from base 435 to 3575 and encodes 1046 amino acids. Lineage: Eukaryota; Metazoa; Chordata; Mammalia; Dermoptera; Cynocephalidae. Gene Ontology annotation, molecular function: RNA polymerase II cis-regulatory region sequence-specific DNA binding; DNA-binding transcription factor activity.